This is a messenger RNA of Suricata suricatta (meerkat), 2486 nucleotides long. It is a transcript of the gene ITFG2, whose product is annotated as integrin alpha FG-GAP repeat containing 2. Gene Ontology annotation, molecular function: protein binding. Gene Ontology annotation, cellular component: KICSTOR complex. Gene Ontology annotation, biological process: regulation of TOR signaling. The transcript has 12 exons. The record is from RefSeq and is a predicted model, not a curated record. The coding region runs from base 134 to 1468 and encodes 444 amino acids. Lineage: Eukaryota; Metazoa; Chordata; Mammalia; Carnivora; Herpestidae.
AAGGUUAAGCGAGGAAGACCGCGAUUGGAGGCUCAAGCGGUGACGUAGCUUUCCGCUUUGGCUGGCCUUCCGCUCGGGCGGCUCUCGGGGACAUUUGGCGGGCCUCCCUGAUCCCUGGGUCCUUGCAAGUGCGAUGAGGUCGGUUAGCUACGUGCAACGCGUGGCCCUAGAAUUUAGUGGGAGCCUCUUCCCGCACGCGAUCUGCCUGGGAGACGUCGAUAACGAUACGUUAAAUGAACUGGUGGUGGGGGACACCAGCGGGAAGCUGUUCGUGUAUAAGAAUGAUGAUAGCCGGCCGUGGCUCACCUGUUCCUGCCAGGGCAUGCUGACUUGCGUUGGGGUUGGAGAUGUUUGUAAUAAAGGAAAGAACCUGGUGGUGGCGGUGAGUGCUGAGGGAUGGUUUCACCUGUAUGACCUGACGCCUGCCAAGGCCCUGGAUGCUUCUGGGCACCAUGAGACCCUGACGGGAGAGGAGCAGCAUCCAGUCUUCAAGCAGCACAUCCCUGCCAACACCAAGGUCAUGCUGAUCAGCGACAUCGAUGGAGAUGAGUGUUGCGAGCUGGUGGUCGGUUACACAGACCGUGUGGUACGGGCUUUCCGCUGGGAAGAUCUGGGCGAGGGCACUGAACAUCCAACAGGGCAGCUGGUGUCACUCAAGAAGUGGACGCUGGAGGGUCAGGUGGACAGUCUCUCGGUGACUCCAGGGCCCCUGGGUGUUCCUGAACUGAUGGUAUCUCAGCCGGGCUGUGCUUACGCCAUUCUACUGUGUACCUGGAACAAGAACACCGGGCCCCCUCCGACCCCUGAGGGGGCUCCAGAGGGCAGUCGGGAGGCCCCGGCUACUCGAGACGUCAUGUUGCACCAGACUUCGGGCCGAAUCCACAACAAGAAUGUCUCCACCCAUCUCAUUGGCAACAUCAAACGAGGCCACAACUCUGAGACGGGUGGCUCCAGCCUCUUUGCCCUCUGCACCCUGGAUGGGACGCUGAAGCUUAUGGAGGAAGCAGACAAGCUGCUGUGGUCGGUGCAGGUGGAUCACCAGCUUUUCGCCUUAGAAAAACUGGAUGUCACGGGCAAUGGGCACGAGGAGGUGGUUGCCUGUGCCUGGGAUGGGCAGACGUAUAUCAUUGAUCACAACCGCACCGUCGUUCGCUUCCAAGUGGACGAGAAUAUCCGGGCCUUCUGUGCAGGCUUGUAUGCCUGCAAGGAGGGCCGCAACAGCCCCUGCCUCGUGUACGUCACGUUCAACCAGAAGAUCUACGUGUACUGGGAGGUACAGCUUGAGCGGAUGGAGUCGACCAAUCUGCUGAAGCUGCUGGAGGCUGAGCCAGAGUUCCAGAACCUGCUGCAGGAGCUGGGCGUGGAUCCUGACGACCUCUCAGCGGUCCGAGGCCUGCUUCACCAAACCCUCUACCAUCCAGACCAGCCCCUACAGUGUGCUCCCGAGAGCCUCCACGAUCCCACCUAGCCGGACUUGCCCUCUUAGCUGAAGAAGGAGCCUCCUGCACCCCCCCACCCCCCCCAAGGUAUCCCUAGUGCUGGCCGGAUAAGGAGUAGACAUCACAGAGGAGCACGGGAAGAUGGCAGCAACCUCAGGGAAGCUGUGAACCAUAGCUGUCAUGGUCUUCUUAGUGAAAGAAGAGGCAGCCUGGCCCUCUGCCCCAUUUCUUUAUUACCUCACCCAUCAGUCACAUCAGCAGGAUCAUAGAACCCCAGCCUCAUUCCACAUCGUCUGGGACGGCCCCCUCCCCAGAGCUCCCUGCUCUCAUCUGUGGAAAACAGACUUCUUUGGGAGGAGGGAACACAGAUCUUUUGCAUGACUCCACUGCUUGUAAGGAAACCAGGCUGAGGCCAGUGGAGCAAUGAGAUAAGGGCUCCCCCAGUUCAAGCUCCUCCCUCUGUGGCACAGCCCCAAGUCAGUCAUUGGCAGUAGGGAUUAGUGCAGGAGUGGCACACUGUCUGACUCUUGAAGGCGGUAGAGGCAGGCAGGGGGGUGUUUCAGGGCAUCCUACCGUUGGGUCUUGAUUGCUCCCAGCAAUGCAGAGAUGAUUGUCUUCUAUUUACCAAAGAAACUGGGCUAGCACUUUCUCAGUUUGCCAUGUUUGCUGGCGCAACUUUGUGGACCUUGACCCCCCACUCCCCCCCUAAAACACCUUCUUGUCUAUAAGACAAUACGCAUUUAGACUCCGAUGCGGGUUUAUGAUCCAGACCACAAUCAGAAUUCUAUCUUGGACCAUCUGUAUCCCUUCUGCUCUCAAUUCUGUGCACCGUAAGUCGGUGUUUUCCCCAUCACAGGCUGCAGUCCUUUGGUGGCUUGUGGUCAGCAUUGUUUGCAUAAACGAAACUUGGUAGAAUGAAAUAGAAGGAAAAACAUCGGAGUAUCAUGCUCACAGCACAGGAAGUACUGUUUUGUUAUAACUGUAUGUGUACUGUGUGUGUGCUCUAAGUACACUGUAAAAUGUAUUUCCUGCUGUGGAUUGUGUUCA